This is a messenger RNA of Camelus dromedarius (Arabian camel), 4253 nucleotides long. RefSeq names its product TSPY like 4 (gene TSPYL4). Gene Ontology annotation, biological process: nucleosome assembly. Gene Ontology annotation, cellular component: chromatin; nucleus. The coding region runs from base 221 to 1573 and encodes 450 amino acids. Gene Ontology annotation, molecular function: histone binding; chromatin binding. The record is from RefSeq and is a predicted model, not a curated record. The transcript has a single exon. Lineage: Eukaryota; Metazoa; Chordata; Mammalia; Artiodactyla; Camelidae.
UAGAAAUUCAUUCAGAACCUUAGAAAUCCACAUUUACACAGUUCUUAUAUGCUUGGGUUUUGGUCUGUAUCCAUUUAUGUAAGCCAAAUCUUUCUGAGGCUGACGGAAUUCAUAACAUUUUGCAACAAAGACAAAGGAAUACCACUGACAGCACAAUCUUAAGGCGCAACGAGUUCUCGCGCGAUGUUAAGACGCUACCGUCUUGACGUAAUAGGUUGCCAUGGUAGCCUCCCCCAACCAGGGUGUAAAGGAGCGGUGGGGCGAGAGGCGGAGCGCCGCUUCUGCAGAAGACAAGGGACUCUCUUCUCCUGCAGCUCUGACUCCUGCCAAAAUGAGCGGCCUGGAUGAGGGCAACAACCUCCCUGUUGCUGAAACCUGCUGCCUCGCUACUCCCGAUCAUGCCCCGGGACAUCCGGACCUAAAGCAGUGUCAGGGCGAGGAAACCGAAGCGACCCCGGUGAUGGCGGACACAGGUGAGGGCAGCUUGGAGACCGCCGCAGAGGGAGGCGCACCCCGGGACCCCGCGGGCUGUGGCCUUGCGCUCCGCAUUCGAGUUGCUGGGAGUCGCGGGCGUGUAGCGAUCAAAGCGAGCCAGAAGGAAGCUCCGGCUUCCGCAGAGGCCCUGGAAGCAGCCUCUGCCUCCUCAGUGGCAGACGACAAUAGCCAGGAAAAUGGCUGUCUGCGUAGAGAGCUGCGCAACCCUGCAGGGGAGAAAGCUCCAGAAGCCCGUGGCGCAGGGAGGUUAGGGUCUCAGAUGAUGCCUGGGGCGAAGGCCAAGGAAAUGACGAUCAAAAAGUGCACUGUUUCAGCGGCAGCGGAAAAGGAGGGAGUAGCAGAGGAGGUGGUGGAGGAAAAGAAGGUGAUGCAAAAGGAGAAAAAGGUGGUAGGAGGAGUGAAAGAGGAGACCCGGGCCCGGGCCCCAAAGAUCAAUAACUGCAUGGAUUCUCUGGAGGCCAUCGAUCAGGAGCUGUCAAACGUAAAUGCCCAGGCUGACAGGGCCUUCCUUCAGCUGGAGCGCAAAUUUGGCCGUAUGCGAAGGCUCCAUAUGCAGCGCAGAAGUUUCAUUAUCCAAAAUAUCCCUGGUUUCUGGGUCACUGCCUUUCGGAACCACCCCCAGCUGUCACCAAUGAUCAGUGGCCAAGAUGAAGAGAUGAUGAGGUACAUGAUCAAUUUGGAGGUGGAAGAGCUUAAACACCCCAGAGCAGGCUGCAAAUUCAAGUUCAUCUUUCAGAGCAACCCCUACUUCCGAAAUGAGGGGCUUGUCAAGGAAUAUGAGCGCAGAUCCUCUGGCCGGGUGGUGUCUCUUUCCACUCCAAUCCGCUGGCACCGCGGCCAAGAUCCUCAGUCCCAUAUCCACAGGAACCGGGAAGGCAACACUAUCCCCAGUUUCUUCAACUGGUUCUCAGACCACAGCCUCCUAGAAUUCGACAGGAUUGCAGAGAUUAUCAAAGCAGAACUGUGGCCCAAUCCUCUCCAAUACUACCUGAUGGGUGAUGGGCCUCGCAGAGGAUUUCGAGACCCAGCAAGGCAGCCAGUGGAGAGCCCCAGAACCUUCAGGUUCCAGUCUGGCUAACUUGUGCCAUUGUGAGAAGCUCCUGCAUAGUUUUCCCUGCCACCUCCUCUUGGACCUGUGCUUAGCCAACAGCAUGCAGUCUUCCUUUCUCUUCACACUGGAUUAUUUUGUCCUUUGAUCCUUCUAAAUCGUCAACAAUCAACUGCAAGAUGGUUGCUUUAAUGCUUACGCUCUUCUUCCUCUGGGGCUGCCUGCUGUUCUGCAUCAUGUUACGUGUUCCAAGUGCAUGGCCUUCCACUUCUUCUACGCCAGGCACGUGAUACUGUGUAGAUUUGUACUGCUUUCUUUUGCAUGCCCUGGGCACUGUGACUAUGGCCUUCUCCCAGUUUUUAAAGUGGUUAUCUACCACAAAGAAGCUUGAUACAUCUUUGCAAAUACUUAGCUAGGCUUCAUACUUUAUGCUGGCUGUCCUGUUACCCAUUUACUGUAUGACAAGAUCUUUGAGUUUCACUGCUGCGAGAUGAAGCUGAUCUAGAUGAUGCCAGCCAUCAACCUAAACUGGACAUUGGAGGCUCCCAGCAACUGGUUAUCAACUGCCUUCCUGGGCCCAUGCCAUCCACCCUGCUGGUUAUCUGGCAGAAUAAGCAGCUGGCUGGUGGUGGCUACUAGGCAUGAAUGAGGUAACAGAUGAGAGGUGUUCUGUGUUGUCAUGUUGGUCUUCUUAUGCUUUUGGUCACUCUGCAUUGUGACCAGGUACUGGUGAGUAUGAAGGCAUGUAAUAGGGACCACCCAAACCUGAUCCCAGCCUUCUGGAUGAGCUUUGCACAGGAACCACUGCCUGCCUGUUCAGGAACUAUCUGUGAACUUAAGCUCGUGGGCAGUGCACAGGAACUGCCCCCUCACUGCCUUCCAAAUGGUUACCUGUUAACUCGAUUGUCAGGAGCCCAAAGCAAAGCUGGUGGGGUGUCCCUUCCAGCAGUUAGAAUUUUUGAGCCCCAGCAACAAACCACCCUUAAUGUAGGCAACUUUAUUAGGCCCCCUCUUAACCCCUCCUGGACCCACUCCGAACAUGACACAAUUGCCAGGCUGAGGGUACCAAGGAAGAGGUAUUUCUAGUCUGUGGGGCCUGUGUGCAUUUGUCUCUGUCUCUGUCUCCCCCUCCCCAUCCCUCCCUCCUUUCUUCUCCCUCCACCCCUCCUCCCUCUCCGAAGAAGUUAUAGCUCAGAAAUAGAAAACAAAACUGGCAAAGCAGACUUUAAUUUGCUCUCCCCUUGCUUGUGUCCAGAAGGAGAAAUGUACUGUAUAUGGGACUCCAGAUCUCUUACUGUAUUUUUCUACCCUCAUGCGUCCAUCCCACUGCCUUCAGCAAGGUUGAAACAUUUCAAAGGGAGACCUAUAGAUUAAUGCCUACUUACAGGCAUUGUUCUUUUGGGCCAGCUUUGACAACCCCAUCCUCUUCCUUAUCCAUUUUCCAAAACCUGUGUGUUUUCUGAGCUUUAGUUUGAGAAGCUGAGAGGAGAGACAGAAGAGCCUCACAGUGAUGGCUUCAAGACACACCCAGAGCAGGUUGUGAUCAAGGCAAUCAAAUCUUAGUUUCACUCCACUUUUCUAAGCAUGAAAAUUCUUUUAUGGGCCUUGGUCCAUUUAGAAAUAACCCCCAAGGCAGCAUUUUGAGGAUCACCCCUGUCCUCUGUACUAUUCUAUUACUGCCCUGAUGUCCCACAGGCCUCCAUCCUACUGCCUGGCCUUCUUGGCUCUCAGUCCUCAGCUUCCUCAUUUCUUUCCCUGCUUCUGACCUAACAAAUGAGGGAGCAGGCUGCAGUCUGCAUUGUGGGAGCUGCCAAGCCUCCCUCCCAGAGGAUAAAGGAAUGUGUGGAGUUGGCUCCCCUGGGCUUGAGAUGUCUGGACACAGAAUAGUGCGAAGGGUGAUCUAGCUAUGGGAACUGAAAGCCCAGAAAACAAACGAGCUUGCCGUGGAGUGGGCUUGGGAAGGCAGACAGGAAAGACGAACUCUGCAGGGUCAGGGGUGGGAGGGGAGGCCCCUGAGGUUUUUCCCAGGAGAGGUGGGAGAAUGAAAGUGGUUAAUGUUUAUAGAGGAUGCUUGGAGGAGUUUGGUUUUCCUCCAGUUUUUCCUAACUCCUUGAAUUCACCAGUAGAUUUUUGUGCACACAAAUGCAAGUCUGAAUGUUUCCUAUUCUAGAAUGUGAACGACUAAUGGUAUAUGCUCCUUAUUUCACUGUGAGUAAAGUCCUAUUAAUUCCUUUCUCCAUUUUCACUUGCUGGCAAAAUUGACAUUUACAGGCCAGCUUUUUGCUUGUAAUUGAGAAUGUGUGCAAAAAUAUCAAGCUUGUUUCCUGUGCAUUAUGAAGACUUCUGUGAAUAUUCACUAAUAUACCAGCUUGCUCUGGUCUCUCUUCCUAUAUAGCUCUAUUCCUAGAAAUAUGAUUUGAAUGUGAUCUUUGAAAUUUUACAAAUUGUUGCUGUCUUGUGAAAGUAUUCUCAAACAGAAAAACAACUCUGUUGUCUUGAUAUUUCUUGUCCUAGUAAAUGUACUUGACAUCUUAUGUUCCUAACCAGUGUUAAGUAAGUACUUGUAGAAUCGCUCUGUCAAACUAAACAACGAUAGUAUGGUAGUCUCCUCCCAUGUGCUCGAAGGAAAAAUAAAUGUUACUCUGCUGUAUUUCUUAUUUUCACCAAAAAAUAAAAAUAAAUAAAGUUCUGUCUGUUUUGUCUAGGCUAA